This is a messenger RNA of Phytophthora infestans T30-4, 1023 nucleotides long. RefSeq lists its product as uncharacterized. The transcript has 3 exons. The record is from RefSeq and is a predicted model, not a curated record. NCBI's taxonomy places the organism in Eukaryota, Oomycota, Peronosporomycetes, Peronosporales, Peronosporaceae. Bases 1 to 1023 code for a protein of 340 amino acids.
AUGACGACGGAGCUACAGCAAGUGCUGGAGGCGUAUCGCGCCAUGGAGCCGGUGAAGGACGUCAUUCACAUGAUCAAGACGCAAUUCGCGACGGAUCAACACUGGGCGUCGCUCGAAUUCCAGGCUCAGGUGCUGCAGGUGGUGGUGAAGGACCCUGUUUGUGACGACUUUGCACCAUUGAGGAGAUACACGUACAGGUUCCUCAAGAGUUUUGUGGAUGAGAUUGAAGCGGUGUAUGCGGGUGUGGAUGACGGACUUGUGGAGGCUCUGAUGGAGUUCGUGCUGAACGCUAAGCUCGCUGACGACGCGCUCAAUUCGGAAGCCAUGCACCACGUUUCCUACACAGUCCCUACGGCCGAUUCCUCCGUCGUCGUGACUUGUCGAGUGGCUUCGGUGUUCAAUGAGGUGGGACUCAAACUUUGGGAAGCUGGUUGGCUACUCGCCGAGUACGUCAUCGCUCACAAAAGCGAAUUCCACGGUAGGAACGUGCUGGAGCUGGGGGCUGGGGUGGGCUUCACCGGUAUAGCUCUAGCCUGUGUGUGUCGCUCCAGUCGCGUGGUGCUCACAGACUACGCGCCGAACGUGAUGCAGAAUCUGCGCUACAACGUCGAAGUCAACUCGACCAAGUUCAUUUGUCCAGUUGAGGUGCAGACGCUGGACUGGGACACAUGGCAGCCAACUGAGUACGAAGACGAUCGGCCCGAUGUCUUGCUCGCAGGAGACUGCGCCUACGACGUAGAAGCCUUUCCGCCGUUAAUGCACGUGCUCCAGUCCUUCCUUGGCAACGACCAAGGCAGCACGAACCACAAUCCGCAGCGAGUGGCGAUCUUCGCUGCCACUAUUCGUAGCCAGAAGACGUUCCAAAAAUUCCUUGACCAACUGGCAGCGCAUCGUAUUGACUACCUCGAUAUCACGACGUCAUCGCUAGAGAAAAUGGGGAACCAGCUUUUCCCAUAUCCGAAUCGGGACCAAAUUCGGAUCUGCCGCUUGUCGAGAACGAUUAAGGAGUGUAAGAAGCAAUAG